AUGGACACUCCAAUUCGUCGUGUUGUCGCAGGCCACAAUGCUCAGGGAAAGGCGUACUUCGCUUCCGACGAAAUUCUGACGCCCUACGAUCCCACAACUGCUCCGGCAUUCUCAACCCCGGGCCCUGACUCUGGGUUCGGUGUCAUCAAAUUCACCGGGUCCUUCCUGUCGCAUCCUCGAUCUACCCCGGCAGACGCAGGUUGGUUCCAUCGGACACUGAGCCUGGAUUACGCCGUAGUGCUGUCCGGCACCAUCGGAUUUAUUACAGACGGAGGCGAGGAGAAGAUUCUGAAUCAACACGAUGUCAUUGUCUGCCGCGGCGCAAACCACGAAUGGGUGAAUCGAGGCAAGGAUGUUGCUCGGGUUUUUGUGGUGGUUGUCCCUAGCAAAGAGAUUGUGACAGAAGAUGGGAAGAGAUUGGAGAAGACACCUGCAGGCGACAUCUAUGACCCCAAGGAAGAGGAAGACUGA
This is a messenger RNA of Penicillium mononematosum, 471 nucleotides long. RefSeq lists its product as uncharacterized. The transcript has 2 exons. The record is from RefSeq and is a predicted model, not a curated record. Lineage: Eukaryota; Fungi; Ascomycota; Eurotiomycetes; Eurotiales; Aspergillaceae. Bases 1 to 471 code for a protein of 156 amino acids.